Messenger RNA from Spirodela intermedia, 4419 nucleotides. The record is from the annotation of a GenBank genome assembly. Lineage: Eukaryota; Viridiplantae; Streptophyta; Magnoliopsida; Alismatales; Araceae.
AUGGCUCCCGCCGUCGCUCGGCCGUCCCUCCUCUGCCCCUCUUUUCCUUCAUCCUCUUGCUCGACUGCGACUUCCUCGUCCCCUUGUCUUCGGGUGCUUUCCCCGUCGCCGGUAGUUUUCGCGACUCAAGCCCUCACAUCUUCGCGUUCACGCUCGGUCUGUAUCCUUGAUCGGUAUCAACCGGCCAGAGCGACCCUUGCUGUCGAUUCCACUGCGACGGAUGGAAGUCGCCUGCAGUCUGGUUCCCCAACAGUUCUUCUGGAGGUGAAAGACCUGAAAGCCGUGAUUGCGGAGUCUAAGCAGAUGGUAUUACGCGGGAUAAAUCUCACAAUCCGCGAGGGCGAGGUUCGGUUCGCACACCCCCCGCUCUUCUCCGUCAAUUGAAAUCGUUUUACCAAUUCUCAGUGGCGCUCUCGCCGAUUGACAAAAUUCGGUGUUCCUCCGUUGACAUGACUGUCAUUUUCUCUCUUUUAAACGGUAAUUGACGGUGGUGCAGUUCGUUGGACUUCGCUUAUGGGCAUUGGCAUAGUGACUCAUACACCAUAAUUUAUUGCUUUGGAUUUAUCGUUGGUAUGAUGUUUACGUUCCUCUCUAAAUGUCUUUGAAAUCCACAGGUUCAUGCAAUCAUGGGAAAGAACGGUUCUGGAAAGAGCACGUUCUCUAAGGUGGGUUUGUCUGAGCUAGGCCAACUUUUUAUGUUAAUUUUUUAUUUAAUUUAUUCAAAUAUUUAUUUCUGAUUUCAGUAAACAACCCCCUUCCGGUCAUGUCCAGUGGUAGAACCAGAAAUGACUCAUUUUUUUUUAUCUCGUCCGCCUAUUUGUGUUUUUUGUGAAACAACGGAGAAAACCCAAAUCGGCCCUGGUACACUGGUGGAAGAAAGUGGACGCUUAUGAAUGACGUUGGGAUAAAAAGUCGGGAUUCAAAAUCUUCUUCAUUACCACUCCCUCUCAUGUCCAGAACUGAACAUGGAAGAUGAAAGUUUUUAAAAAGGUAUAAACGAGAUGUAGCUGUUUCGGGAAACAGAGGAAACUUUGUAGCAGUUGAAUGGAGUAAUUACUAGUGACGACGCUCAGUAGCCAAGGAUAUGGGAAGAACAGGAAACGGGAUAAUUAGUAUUCAUCCACUUGGCUUCUAUGAAAAUUCAUCUGAACAGCCUAAUCGGAAGUAGCCUCGAGAAGCUGUGAAUAAGUCUUCACAUCUUGCUCUUUGUGGUACUUGAAACGAGUAUUUUAAGGAAACAUGUAACGCAUGUCCCCUGUAGAAGCUUUAGAGCUGAACUUUCAGUGCAACGAUUCAAGUUUAUGAGAAUUUUGGAGUUUUUGUUGGAAACUCUCAAAUCAGGUUGAGUGCAAUUCGCGGUAGAAUUUUUUGUGCUUCAUUCAUUUCUGAUCAGGCAACUUUGUGAAAAUGGCUUAAUUUUCUGUUCAUGGAUUGGUUGGUGCGUUAUCGCCGCGUCGUGCUUGUUAUUCUUUAUUUUUAAGUGUCAUAUGGAAGUUUACAAACCCUUUUUAACUUUUCUUAUGCUCGAACUUUACAAAACUAUUCAUGAACGCGUUGCAUUUCGUUAUUUUUCAAUGUUAAAAUUCCUGUUGACGCUAUAUUUAUUACAGGUUCUUGUUGGUCAUCCAGACUAUGAAGUAGUAGGCGGGAGUGUUGAAUUCAAGGGGCAGAACUUGCUCGAUAUGGAUCCAGAGGAGAGGUCUCAUGGUGGACUAUUUAUGAGUUUUCAAUCCCCAGUGGAGAUACCUGGUGUGAGCAAUAUAGACUUUCUUCAGAUGGCUUGCAACGCUAGGAGAAAGAAGCGCGGGCUUCCAGAGUUUUCUCCAAUUGAAGUAUGUGUUCUGAUUAUAAAGCUAAGUAGAUAAGUUUUUUUCUGAAGGUCUUAAUUCAGAUAAUAACUCCAUGUUUUGUCAAUCGCCAGUUUGAUUGAAAAUUUUGAUUGCCAGGAAUACUUUAUAAGUCCUUUAACGAAAAUCAAACUAGGGCUGGAGUUUUAGGAUGAACAUUAGAAAAUUGUUCAGGUCCUGAUGCCAUCGACUUCUAUUUAUCAUGUUAUUUCAGUAUGGCAUAAGAUAGUUUUGAUGGGAAUGGAUGCUUUGAAGAAAAUUUCUCGAGAUUUGUGAGCUUCAAAUCAAAUCAGCUAUAUUCUUUUUCCCGAGGAGACAGAAGAGAAGCUUGAUUACAAGUCUGAUGAUAAAUUGCUACAAGUUUAUCACAUGACGAAGUGACAUUCAAAAUAGCAAAAACGUGGAUUUUUCAAUUGAAAAGAGCCAUAAAUAAAUAAAUUAGGUGGAAUAUCUAUUUGUGGUAACUUUAUGGCAACCUAGGAUUGCUUGCAUUAUGGAAAACCUAAUGGCAGAGAAUUCAUGGUAUCAAAGGCAGGCGUUACUCCUACUCGAUGCACUGAUCAGGUGACACGAUUGGUAUGCUGUUAUUCAAAAUUUAGUUGGAAACUUGAAGAGUGGAAUGGUAAGACCUUAUCUGCAGGAGAUGGGUUGGAUGUUGUCUCUGCCAUUUCCGUCUAAUCUCUCUUCCUUUGGCCUGAUGGUGCUCAAGGUGACUCUACUCCUCAAGAGGUGGAUGAAAUCAUUUAAGAGAAGUAAUCCGGGCUUUACUUGUUUAAGAAAAAUACACAAUAAUUGUAGAAAGAGUGGAGCAUUCAUUCCUUUGUGCUUCUCUAGACUAUUUCCAGUGUGGUGGAAUAUAGCGAAAGAUAUUACUUCAAUAACGAAAGAUGUUGUUUCCUCGUUGUACCAUGUUAUCAAUGAGAUUUGCUUUACUUGUAAGAGGAUCUACAUCUUCAUUUAUCCCUUUUUGGGCCUAUACAAUCGUAUCUCUGGAAUAGCUUCUAACGAGAGUAUCUGAUUGAAUCUGCUCUAAAUAUUUAAUUAAGUUGAAAAAAAGGAAUACAGAAAAAGAGAACUGAACCUCUUCUGGAUUUAUACGGAGCUUUAGGGUGUUGAUCUAGGUUUCAAAGAGUAAGAAAUGAGGGAGAGAUGUGGAUCAAAGGUUGAUUAACUUUCAACAGUGUUUGCUGCUGAGUUUUGUGUAGGUUGGAACUUACUAUGGGUUGUGUUUCUUUUGAAAGAGAAAAAAAAAAUGAUCCAUCAGACAACAGCUCAAGAGGCUUCCUGUCAUCAGAACAGGAUGAACAUGUUGCUUCCGCAGAUUGGUGGGAUAUCUUUUUUGUGAGGUCUGUGAGAAAACGUUCCUGGAAAUGCUGCAUUGGAAGUAACCUGAUGAUCCGCCAUAGGAGAUGACCUGGUGGAACAGUAUAUGCCCACGUAAUGGGGAUAAAUAGUUGUGAUAUGCCGAUUCCUUCUGUGGUUUGGACACCUGGAGAGAGGGGCAACAGUUUGGAAAUUUCCUUUUUAACCUUUAAGAAGGCAGUGUCUCCUUGUAAACUGUUUCAGUGCUUCUGCUCUAGGGAGCCCUGAAGACUCAGAACAUAAAAGCCUAUCUGGCAACCCAACAUGGGAAUUUUUUUUUCUUCUGAUAUCUAAAUUUCUGGUUUCUGAACGAAGUAUAACUCCGCCAACUUAGCAGAUAUGUUCUACACAGUUCGAGAUUGGUAAAUUGUUUUUCUCUUGCAGUUUUUUGGGUUUUUGCAGCCAAAGCUCUCUGCUGUCAAUAUGGAUCCCAAGUUUCUGAACAGAAAUGUAAAUGAAGGAUUUAGUGGUGGUGAAAAGAAGCGCAAUGAGAUAUUGCAACUUGCGGUAUGAAUAUUUUAGUUUUCUUAUCCCAUAUAUUGCAAUUCCAUGUAUUUAUUUUAAUGCAAAGUUUGACCGCGGAGUAGUCUCUUUAGCUCUUUUCUAUCAUCAUUAAUACGGGGUAAACAACAAUGGGUAGGUAACCUGUCGUCGUUGCCAAUUUACUAAGAAUAUGUUGUAUCCUGGGUAACCUGGGUAACCGGUUGAAUUUUCACUUCUUCUCAAGUCCACCGUACGACUAAUAUGUCUGGAAAGGUGCACAAUUUUUUACCAUAAUAGGGAAAAAAAUCCAUGCUGAUGCACUUCAUUGGGUUGCCCCUUUCUUAUUCGCUCCUCAGGUCCUUGAAGCCGAUUUGGCGAUUCUAGAUGAGAUUGACUCUGGGUUGGACGUCGACGCCCUACAGGACGUGGCGAAAGCAGUCAACGCGCUCCUGACGCCCAGCAACUCCAUCUUGAUGAUCACUCAUUAUCGGCGCCUCCUGGACUACAUCUCCCCGACAUAUAUCCACAUAAUGGUAAGAGACUCGGAUAUCAGGCGUUAUCUACCAUGAUCUCUUCGACAUAGGGUGUCACCAAUUCUACCUCUUCUUAUUUACCACCCCACUGUUUCUGGUCUUAUCAGGAGGACGGCAAAAUCGUAAAGACGGGCGACGUUUCUCUGGCUGAGCAGCUUGAGAGAGAGGGCUACCGAGGGAUUUCUGCGGCGUGA